This is a messenger RNA of Danio rerio (zebrafish), 507 nucleotides long. NCBI's taxonomy places the organism in Eukaryota, Metazoa, Chordata, Actinopteri, Cypriniformes, Danionidae. The record is from RefSeq and is a predicted model, not a curated record.
AUGUGGUCAACAACAAAUUCACAGCUUCAAACGCUGAAGAUCAUGCAACACCAAUUUUCCGAUAUUUUAGUGGCAAUUAGGAAGAGAUCCAAAGUGCCUGGUGUUAUGGUCACACAGUAUGUCGAGGAACUUCCGCCUGGAUGUACUACGCCUGAUUUCAUCAGAAAACCCAUAGCAUUAACUAUUCAGGAAGGCAAACUGGCCUUUUUCAAAGCUGUUGUUAAUGGAUGUCCAGUUCCAGAAGUUACAUGGGGACGAAACAAGGAAGACAUCUCUAAUUCAACCAAAUACGUUACACGAUUUGAUGAUAAGAAUGAAGAAUAUAUUUUGGAGAUACCAAAUGUAGAUUCAGAUCAAGCAGACACAUACAAGUGUUUUGCUAUAAAUCCGUUUGGAAAAGCUAUUUGCACUGCUGCACUGAAUGUCAUUGAGGUUGGAUUCAAGAAAAGGAAGCCAGCCCCCAAAAGUGACCCAGAUGAGUUCCGAAAAAUGCUGAAGAAAACGUAA